Lithohypha guttulata is the source of this 831-nucleotide messenger RNA. RefSeq lists its product as uncharacterized. Gene Ontology annotation, molecular function: zinc ion binding; ferrous iron binding; oxidoreductase activity, acting on single donors with incorporation of molecular oxygen. Lineage: Eukaryota; Fungi; Ascomycota; Eurotiomycetes; Chaetothyriales; Trichomeriaceae. The record is from RefSeq and is a predicted model, not a curated record. The transcript has a single exon. The coding region runs from base 1 to 831 and encodes 276 amino acids.
AUGCCUCGCACACCAGUAUACUUCGUCUCCCAUGGAGGACCAACCACGAUGUACGACAAGGACCAUAAGGUCUACUCAAAACUCGAAGCGAUAGGACAAGAGAUUACCCAGAAGGUGAAACCGAAAGCUAUUGUUGUCUUUUCGGCACACUGGCAAGCAGAAAGGCCAAACACGAUCGAAGUCAAUGUUUCAGAGCAAGAGCCGCUUCUCUACGACUUUUAUGGCUUUCCGAAGCAUUACUACCUGGAGAAAUUUCCGAAUAGAGGGUCCAGCGAGCUCGGGCAGAGGGUGAUCCAGUUAUUGACGGAAGCCGGAAUCAAGGCUGUUCCUGAGGAGAGAGGUCUCGACCAUGGAGUCUUCGUUCCAUUCAAGAUCAUGUUUGCGCCAGACAAGAAUCCACUCCAAAUACCUAUCGUGCAAGUCAGCUUGUUCGACAACGAGACAGACGCAGCAGCUCAUAUUAGGUUGGGCCGAGCAGUAGAGAAGCUCAGAGAGGAGAACGUCCAGAUCAUAGUGAGUGGAAUGGCGGUGCACAACCUAAGGGAUCUGUGGGCGACCCGAGCAAGUGGUCAGACAAUGCCAUACUCAAUCAGCUUCGACAAGGCUAUGAAGGAUGCGGUCGAGACUUCGCCUGACGCAGGUCGUGAUCAAGCUGUGGAGAACCUUCUAAAAAGACCGGAUGCAAGAAAAGCUCAUCCAACCUUCGAGCAUCUGUUGCCGAUACACGUUGGUGUAGGUGCUGCCGGUGCAGACACUGGCAAACAGCUUUGGACACUACCUGAAGGAAGCAUGAGUUGGGCUCAAUAUAGGUUCGGAGAGGUUGAAGCAUGA